CUUAUAUGGACUGUUCCCAUCAGAGUGCCCCCUUACAUGGACUGUUCCCAUCAGAGUGCACCCUUACAUGGACUGUUCCCAUCAGAGUACACCCUUACAUUAAUUGUUCCCAUCAGAGUGCCCCCUUACAUGGAUUGUUCCCAUCGGAGUGCCCCCUUACAUGAAUUGUUCCCAUCAGAGUGCCCCCUUACAUGCAGUGUUCCCAUCAGAGUGUCCCCUUACAUGGACUGUUCCCAUCAGAGUGCCCCCUUACAUGCAGUGUUCCCACCAGGGUGCCCCCUUACAUACAGUGUUCCCAUCGGAGUGUGCUCCCAUACAUGGACUAUUCCAAUUAGAGUGUCCCGUACAUGGACUGUUCCCCCAUUGGAGUGCCCCCUUACAUGGACUGUUCCCAUCAGAGUGUUC
This is a messenger RNA of Staurois parvus, 405 nucleotides long. The record is from the annotation of a GenBank genome assembly. NCBI's taxonomy places the organism in Eukaryota, Metazoa, Chordata, Amphibia, Anura, Ranidae.